Penicillium daleae is the source of this 1716-nucleotide messenger RNA. RefSeq lists its product as uncharacterized. The record is from RefSeq and is a predicted model, not a curated record. Gene Ontology annotation, cellular component: membrane. The transcript has 8 exons. The coding region runs from base 1 to 1716 and encodes 571 amino acids. Gene Ontology annotation, molecular function: L-amino acid transmembrane transporter activity. Gene Ontology annotation, biological process: amino acid transmembrane transport. NCBI's taxonomy places the organism in Eukaryota, Fungi, Ascomycota, Eurotiomycetes, Eurotiales, Aspergillaceae.
AUGACAUCCUGGGAUGAUAAGGAGAAGACAGCCAAUGCGGUUGCGCAUUCAGCUUCAGGGUCGGACGACUAUGUUAUUCGAGAAGGAAGCACGGAAUACACGGCAGCCGAAGGCUUGAACUCGUCUACAGUGACAUAUCAAGAUGCAAGUGGCGCACCCGUGGAAACAACUUCGCCUCUGGGAUACUCGGUUGAUGUUAUAGUCGGAUUCUGUUUGAAUAUCAACCAAAUGGUCGGAACUGGUAUUUUCUCAACACCGGCUACAAUCCUCAAGGGCGUCGGAUCCGUUGGACUUACUAUGAUAUACUGGUUCAUCGGAUAUUUGAUAGCCCAGUGUAGUCAGGCUUUAUACCUGGAGUACACGGCCUACUUCCCCAGCAGGUCUGGAUCUGAAGUCGUCUACCUGGAACAGGCAUACCUGAAACCAAAGUAUCUCUUCCCGACGGUCUUUGCGAUGAAGCAUGUUAUAUUUUCCUUUGCCAGCAGCAAUGCAGUCGUUUUUGCGGAAUAUGCAUUCGCAAUCGGUGGGGUGUCCUAUACAAAUUGGCAGUUGAAGGGAGUUGCCGUUGCGGUAUACACGCUUGCAUUGAUUGUGGUUGCCGCAAACACCAAAUGGUCAUUGAGGUUUGUCGUUUGGUUUGGUGUUGUCAAGGUUCUGACCUUGCUGCUAAUUUCAAUCGCCGGGCUUGUCGUCCUGGGUGGACAUACCAAAGUGGCGGAUCCCAAGAUCAACUGGCGGAAUCCAUGGGAAGGCACAUCAGACGCAAGUGCUUAUGGAGCAACAAACGCCAUGAUCAAGCUGAUCUUCUCCUAUGCUGGCUAUCAAAAUGUCUUUGGUCUUGCCAAUGAGAUAAAGAACCCCGUGAAAAAACUUCGCUGGAGUGCUCCGCUCUCACUCAUCAUCGUCACCAUCCUAUAUAUCCUGGUCAACGUCGCGUAUUUCUCCGCCGCAUCGAGGGAAGAAAUCCUAGCGUCCAAGCAGAUUGCAGCCAGCAUCUUCUUCGAGAAAGUAUUUGGUACAACCAAGGCUGCUCGUGGGUUGAGCGUUCUUAUCUGCAUCAGUGCAUUCGGAAACUUGAUCGCAGUGAUGAUAAAUUACUCACGUAUGCUUCGAGAAACGGGAAGACAAGGUCUGCUUCCAUGGCCCAAGUUCUGGACCUCCACGAAACCCUUUGGAACCCCAAUUGGCCCCUACACACUACAAUGGGCACUCACAGUUAUCAUGAUUAUCGGACCCCCUGCUGGAGACGCGUUUAAUUUCGUGGUCGACCUUGCCGUCUACCCAUCCAACAUCUUCAGCUUCCUAAUCGCCAUCGGCCUUUUACUUCUCCGACAACGUCGAAAGGCACUUGGCCUGCCACCGCCAGACUACAAAGCAUGGGGUAUCGCCGUGGGCUUCAGCCUCCUAGCAAAUGCCUACAUGCUCGUUGCACCUUGGUACCCACCCACCGGAGGCGCAGAUGGUGGAGAUGUCAGUUUCUGGUAUGGAACGUAUUUGGUGGUUAGCAUCGGGUUGUUGUCGCUUUGUGGUAUUUACUAUUACUUCUGGAUUUCCUUGAUCCCCAAGUGGAAGGGAUACGAGUAUAGGCAGACUAUAGUCAAGUACGAUGAUGGAGCUGUUACGCAUAAGAUUGUUAGGGUUCCGGAGGCGGAUUUGGUCUCGUGGGAUGAGCAACAUGAUGCUGCUGGACGCCUCCGCCAUGAGGUAGCACACUAA